This is a messenger RNA of Salpingoeca rosetta, 5124 nucleotides long. RefSeq names its product carbamylphosphate synthetase 1. The record is from RefSeq and is a predicted model, not a curated record. Bases 70 to 4752 code for a protein of 1560 amino acids. Gene Ontology annotation, molecular function: carbamoyl-phosphate synthase (glutamine-hydrolyzing) activity; metal ion binding; ATP binding. The transcript is spliced from 32 exons. NCBI's taxonomy places the organism in Eukaryota, Choanoflagellata, Craspedida, Salpingoecidae. Gene Ontology annotation, biological process: 'de novo' pyrimidine nucleobase biosynthetic process; L-glutamine metabolic process; L-arginine biosynthetic process. Gene Ontology annotation, cellular component: carbamoyl-phosphate synthase complex; cytoplasm.
GUUCUUUUUGGUGGAGUGUGUUUUGCCCCCGUCGACCCGGGCCACAGAGGAGACACGGAGACAACCAACAUGCUACUGCUGCCAGUAGCACGCAUGGCGACGUGCCAACGCCUGCUCACCCCGCUGCAACAGCGAUUGCUGGGAUGCACAGCACAGCUUCAUUCUGCAGCCCGCCCGCGUCCCCAAGUCCAGCUCGUCUUGGAAGAUGGCACCGUCUUCGAUGGAUAUGCAUUUGGAGCAGAACAAGCAACAGCUGGCGAAGUCGUCUUCAACACUGGCAUGUCGUCGUAUCCCGAGUCGCUGACGGAUCCUUCGUACCGUGGCCAGAUCCUCAGCUUCACCUACCCACUCAUCGGCAACUACGGCGCCCCAGGAUAUGCAAAGGAUGAACUCGGUCUGCAGCGGUAUUUGGAAUCCAACAGCAUUCACGUUUCCGGUGUCGUUGUGUCUGAUUACUCUGAGAGCUUCAGCCACUUUGAAGCCGUGCACUCCCUCUCCGACUGGAUGGCCAAAGAAGGCAUUCCUGGCAUCACUGGUGUGGACACGCGUGCGCUGACGAAGAAGAUCCGUGAGCACGGCGCCAUGCUGGGCAAGAUUGUGCCCAAGGAUGCAGACUUCCUCACUGAGUUCACAGACCCAAACAAGCGCAACCUCGUCGCAGAGGUGUCUCGGUCGCACGUGCAGACAUAUGUGCAGCCCGGUGGCGGUGAUGUAGACAUCCUCGCUGUUGACUGUGGCAUGAAGGAGAACAUUGUUCGCCACUUGGUUAAGCGCGGUGCCCGCGUCAAGGUCGUACCGUGGGACUACGACUUCACGCAGGAUCAAUAUGAUGGCUUGUUCCUCAGCAACGGGCCGGGCGAUCCCGUUAUGUGCCAGUCAACCAUCAACCACCUUCGCCGGGCCCUCGAGAUGAACAAGCCCGUGUUUGGCAUCUGCCUUGGCCACCAGCUGCUUGCGCUCGCUGCCGGCGCGAAGACAUACAAGCUUCCCUUUGGCAACCGCGGCCAGAACCAGCCCUGCAUCAACCUCGAAGACAGGCGCUGCUACAUCACCUCUCAGAACCACGGCUAUGCUGUUGACGCCAACACGCUGCCCGCAGAGUGGGAGCCGCUGUUUGUGAACGCAAACGACGGCAGCAACGAGGGCCUCAAGCACAAACACCAGCCGUUCUUCUCUGUGCAGUUCCACCCAGAGGCUGCCGGUGGCCCCCAGGACACCGAGUUUCUCUUCGACCGCUUCCUUGCAGAGGUGCGCGGGCAGAAGGCAAAGGACCCAGAGCUCUUCCUCCCCAUUGGCCCUGCCCUCGCCAGCGGGCAGUCUGUAGCCACGGCCAUCUCCACCGCCUCCAACUGCAUGCGUUUCCCUGCAGCGCCGCUCGUGCCGUCGUACCCGCCGCUGCGUAAGGUCCUCAUCCUCGGCUCCGGCGGGCUCCAGAUUGGCCAGGCCGGCGAGUUUGACUACUCGGGGUCGCAGGCGAUCAAGGCGCUCAAAGAGAAAGGGAUCAAGAGCGUUCUCGUGAAUCCAAACAUUGCCACCGUCCAAACGGCCGAAGGACUCGCAGACCAGGUGUACCUGAUGCCGAUUGAGCCUGAGUUUGUGCAAGAAAUCAUUGCCAAGGAGCGUCCAGACGGGAUUUUUCUCCAGUUUGGCGGACAAACGGCCCUCAACUGCGGUGUUGAGCUCGACCGCAACGGCGUGCUCGCCCAGUAUGGCGUGCGUGUGCUCGGCACCUCUGUCAACUCGAUCAUCGCCACGGAGGAUCGCGAAAUCUUUGCGCAGAAGCUGCUCGACAUUGGCGAGAGCAUUGCCACGUCCGUCGCCGCCACUUCCACCGACGCGGCCAUCCAGGCUGCGCGUGAGAUUGGAUACCCCGUGAUUGUGCGCGCCGCAUUCUCGCUGGGCGGGCUCGGGUCUGGAUUUGCGCACGACGAGGAGCAGUUGCGCAGGCUGUGUUCGCGCGCGUUCAGCCAGUGCCCGCAGGUGCUGGUGGAGAAGUCGCUCAAGGGGUGGAAGGAGAUUGAGUACGAGGUCGUUCGCGACCAAUAUGACAACUGCGUCACCGUCUGCAACAUGGAAAACUUCGACCCACUCGGCAUCCACACUGGUGAUUCGAUUGUGAUUGCGCCGUCGCAGACGCUCUCUGACCAGGACUACCACAUGCUGCGCUCAGCCUCCAUCCGCGUUGCCCGCACGCUCGGCAUUGUUGGCGAAUGCAACGUUCAGUUUGCACUCGACCCCAACUCCCGCGAGUACUGCAUCAUCGAGGCAAACCCGCGCCUCUCCCGAUCAAGUGCUCUCGCCUCCAAGGCGACGGGGUAUCCGCUGGCGUUUGUUGCAGCAAAGCUGGCGAUUGGCGAAAACCUCAUUGAUGUCAAGAACAGCAUCACGGGAUCAACCACUGCCUGCUUCGAGCCAAGCCUCGACUAUGUUGUGACGAAGAUCCCUCGGUGGGACAUCAAGAAGUUCAACAACGCGUCGCCUGUGCUCGGGUCUGGCAUGAAGAGUGUGGGUGAGGUCAUGGCCAUCGGGCGCACGUUUGAAGAGUCGUUCCAGAAGGCCAUUCGCAUGGUUGACCCGUCCCUGCACGGCUUUGAGCCGCAGGCUGCAGACGAUCUGCUUGAUGCCAUCACCGUCGCCACGGAAUCCCGCCCAUACGCUAUUGCCGAGGCGUUCCGGCAAGGGUAUUCGGUUGAUCAGAUCCACCAGCUGACGCAGAUUGACCGGUGGUUCCUCUCCAAGUGCAAGAACAUUUUCGACAUUGGCAACGACCUUGCAGCGCACACCCUGUCGACGGUGCCUGCCUCGCUGUUGGAGGUGGCAAAACGUUCCGGUUUCUCCGACGCGCAGAUUGCGCAACGACUCAACUGCGGCCAGCUUGAUGUUCGACAGAAGCGAAAGGACCUUGGCAUUGUGCCAGUUGUGAAGCAGAUUGACACGCUUGCUGCCGAGUUUCCGGCCAUGACCAACUACUUGUACACGACAUACAGCGGCACUGAGGACGACGUGAGCUUUGUUGACAACCACACCACCUCCACCAUGGUGCUCGGGUCUGGCGUGUACCGCAUUGGCAGCAGCGUCGAGUUUGAUUACAGCGCCGUGCAGUGCGUCCGCACCCUGCGCAGCCUCGGACACAAGACGAUUAUGGUCAACUACAACCCUGAGACGGUGUCGACGGACUAUGACGAGAGCGACCGGCUGUACUUUGAGGAGUUGUCACUGGAACGCGUCCUCGACAUCUACGACAAGGAACUGCCGACCGGCACCGUCGUCUCCGUUGGCGGACAGAUUCCAAACAACCUGAGCCUGUCGCUGCACGAUGCGGGCGUGCCUGUUGUUGGCACUGAUCCGCGGGAGAUUGACCGGGCUGAGGACCGGCACAAGUACUCGUCGCUCAUGGACCAAGUCGGCAUCGACCAGCCAGCGUGGCGGGAGCUGUCGAGCUUUGGAGAUGCCGAGGAGUUCUGCAACCAAGUCGGCUACCCCGUCCUCGUCCGCCCCUCAUAUGUCCUCAGUGGCGCUGCAAUGAAUGUGGUGCGCACAAAGGAGCAGCUGCAGCGGUAUUUGAAGGAGGCGGCAGACGUCUCCAAGGACCACCCCGUCGUCAUUUCAAAGUUCAUCGAGGAUGCGCGGGAGAUUGAGCUUGAUGCUGUUGCACAAGAGGGCCGACUUGUCGUGCACGCCAUUGCCGAGCACGUUGAAAACGCCGGUGUCCACUCUGGCGACGCCACGCUCGUCCUGCCUGCACAGAACUUGACCAGCGAGGAGUACAAUGGCGUGCUGGCCUCUGGAAAGGCAAUUGCCCAAGCGCUCAACAUUAGCGGGCCGUUCAACUGCCAGUUCCUCCUGACCAAAGACGGUGCCAUUAAGGUGAUUGAGACCAACCUUCGUGCCUCCCGCAGUCUCCCCUUCUGCUCCAAGGUCCUUGGCGUGGACUUUGCCGAGAAAGCGGCACGCGUAUUCGCUGGCGAGCAUGUGGAGAGCAUGGACAUUGACCUGGAUGCCAUCCCGUAUGUUGGGGUGAAGGCACCGCAGUUCUCGUGGGCGCGGCUGCUCGGCGCUGACCCCGUCUUAGGCGUGGAGAUGGCAUCAACAGGUGAAGUUGGGUGCUUGGGAGCAACAAAGGAGGAGGCGUUCUUGAAGGCGGUGAUUGCGGCGAAUCUGCGCCUGCCACAGAAGACAAUUCUCAUCAUGGCCGGAGACCACAAGGACGACUUCCUCGCUUCAGCCCGCGCUCUCGCAGCCAUGGGGUACAAGCUGCUUGCGACACCACCAACUGCGCUGCACCUUGCCCGCAACGGCGUUGCCGUGACGCGUGCGAACAUGCCACGCCAGGACGACUAUCUCGCUGAUCCGCACACGCUCGACGUGUUGCAUGCGCUGCGAAGCGGAGAGGUGGAUCUCUUCAUCAACUUCCCGCUGGCGACGUCGCUUGGACAGGAGCCGAACACGGACGAGCAGCGCAAGACAUACCGCGUCCGCCGCGCAGCCGUCGACCACAACGUCCCCAUCAUCACAAACCUCAAGGUUGCGCAGCAGCUCGUGCAGGCGCUGGCGAAGAUGCACCGGUUUGGCAUCCAGUCGUACCAGGAGGCCCGCGCCCUCGCCCGCGCCAAGCAGGUCGAGACAGCAGCAGCCAAGGCAGAGGCAGACGGUGGUGUUGCAUGCGAGGAUGACGGGUACGUGUCGGAUGACACCGAUGCUGACAGCAUGCUCAGUGACACGACAACAGCGGCGCAGCACCAGCAGUCGUAGCCCGGGGGCGAGAGUGCCUUCAUGUGGGCGAGAGAGAGGAAGGAGGGGGAAAGAGACGACAAACAGAAUGAAGAGCGGAUGGGCGGGCCAGUUGGCCUGCCCCUCCUUGUUCACAAUGUGUAUUGUGUGCGUGUGUGUGUGUGUGUGUGUGUGUGUGUGUGUGUGUGUGUGUGUGUGUGUGUGUGUGUGUAGAGCCUGCAGAUGAAGGCAUGCAAUGUGCAAUGGCCAGAUUGGCUUUAACCAAAGAUGGUUUUCUUGCUGUUGUCGAGGUUGGUUGUGGUGCGUGUCCGUGUAUGGGCCGUUCAACAGCAGCGCGUGCAGUUGCUUGUAUGUUGGUUUGUACGCAAAAUGCAAUACACAGCAGCAGUUGAG